UCACUCUCUGUUUCUCUCUCUCUCUCCCCCUACAAGACAGAGAGGGCACUGAAGACUGAACCACAAGUGUUGGACACGAACACGUAGCUGAGUCUGAGAGAGAAACAUAUAUAGAUUUGCAGCGCCUUGGCUGGUUGUUUGUUGUUGAGUUCCGCGCGUGUGUGCGUGAGAGAUAAGGGAAGAAGAUGGGCGUGGCGACGGUGACGGAGAUGAAGCAGAGCGUGAGCGUCUCCGGGAAGAAGAUGUUCCGGACGAGCCUCAACAAUCGGCACGCCAAUGAAUGGCCUCCCACCGACGUCUCCAGCGACCUCACCGUGGAAGUCGGCACGUCCAGCUUCGCCCUCCACAAGCUGCUCGCGCAGUUCCCGCUGGUCUCCCGGAGCGGCAAGAUCCGGCGGCUCGUGGCGGAGGCCAAGGACGCCAAGCUCGCGCGCCUCACCCUCCACGCCACGCCCGGGGGCGCCCCGGCGUUCGAGCUCGCCGCCAAGUUCUGCUACGGCGUCCACGUCGACAUCACGGUUGCCAACGUUGCCAUGCUCCGCUGCGCCGCGCGCUACCUGCAGAUGACCGACGACUUCUCCGACAAGAACCUCGAGCUCCGCGCCGAGGCCUUCCUCCGCGACGCCGUCCUCCCCAGCAUCGCCAGCUCCGUCGCCGUGCUCCGCACCUGCGAGGCGCUGCUCCCGGCCGCCGAGGACGUCAACCUCGUCGCCCGCCUCAUCGCCGCCAUCGCCAACAACGUCUGCAAGGAGCAGCUCGCGUCCGGGCUGCUCUCCAGGUUGGACCACACUGGCGCGCAGCUCAAGCCGGCGGCGCUUGACUCGCCGGGGGAGGGGGACUGGUGGGGCAAGUCGGUCGCCGGCCUCGGACUGGACUUGUUCCAGCGACUCCUCUCCGCCGUCAAGUCCAAGGGCCUCAGGCAGGAGACGGUCACCCGGAUCCUCAUCAACUAUGCCCACAACUCGCUGUACGGGCUCAUGCCCUGCAGGGACGCCGACAAAUGCGGCGGCGUCACGGACACGGACACGGACACGGACGCCGUCAAGAAACAGCGCGCCGUCGUCGAGACCAUCGUCGGCUUGCUACCGGCGCAGUCCAAGAAGAGCCCCGUGCCAAUGGCCUUCCUCUCGGGGCUCCUCAGGACGGCAAUGGCGCUGUCCGCUUCCAACAUAUGCAAGGCCGACCUCGAGAAGCGGAUCGGCAUGCAGCUUGAGCAGGCUAUCCUGGAGGACAUCCUGAUCGCCACCGGGUCCGGCGAGGCCUCGACGCUGUACGACACGGACGUGGUGGCCAGGAUCUUCUCGGUGUUCCUCAACCUUGACGAGGACAAGGAGGAGGACGGCGGCGGGUUCGACUACGACAGCCCGCGGUCCCCGAAGCAGAGUUGUAUAGUCAAGGCCUCCAAGCUGCUGGACAGCUACCUGGCCGAGAUCGCGCUGGAUUCCAACCUCGUCCCCGCCAAGUUCAUCUCCCUCGCCGAGAUCCUCCCUGACCACGCCCGCCUCGUCACCGACGGGAUCUACCGCGCCGUCGACAUCUUCCUCAAGGUGCACCCGAACAUCAAGGAGGCGGAAAGGUACCGGAUGUGCAAGGCGAUUGACUGCCAACGGCUUACGCCGGACGCGUGCAGCCACGCGGCCCAAAACGAGCGGCUGCCGGUGCAGAUGGCGGUGCAGGUGCUCUACUUCGAGCAGAUCCGCCUGCGGAGCGCGAUCCAGUCCGGCGGCGGCGGCGGCCAUGACGGGGCUCUCUUCUUCGGCGGCGGCGCGGUGUCGUCCGCAUCGACUGUGCAGGGCGGCGGCGGCAACAACAUGCGGUCCGGGAGCGGGGUGGGGAGCGGCGCCAUGUCGCCGCGGGACAACUACGCGUCGGUGCGGCGGGAGAACCGGGAGCUGAAGCUGGAGGUGUCGCGGAUGCGGAUGCGGCUGACGGACCUGGAGAAGGACCACGUGAGCAUGAAGCGGGAGCUCGUGCGCGUCAACCCGGCGAACCGCCUGCUACGGAGCUUCGCGCGCAGCUUCGGCAGGCUCAACACGCUAUUCCGGAUGCGCCCGGCUGCCGAGCCUGGGUUGCAGCAGCUCGGCGCCAAGGCUACCGCCGACGCCAAGGUGCUCUUCCAGCGCCGCCGCCGCCAUUCCAUCUCGUAGAUACACCACCGCCUGACCAUCCAGCGUGUUGAAUCUUGCGCCUUCUCGUAUGUGUGCAUAGCAAGUGAUUGAUAAAACGCCGUGACCGUGAUUCAUCUGCCCGCUUUUCAGCACUUGUACCCGACUAUUUUGUUUGUGGGGAUUGCAUGAUAUUCUCUUGACUAUUCUUUUGAUAGUAGUCGUGGAUUUUUUUUAACACAAUAUAUGA
Aegilops tauschii subsp. strangulata is the source of this 2355-nucleotide messenger RNA. Its product is annotated as BTB/POZ domain-containing protein At1g03010. The record is from RefSeq and is a predicted model, not a curated record. NCBI's taxonomy places the organism in Eukaryota, Viridiplantae, Streptophyta, Magnoliopsida, Poales, Poaceae. Gene Ontology annotation, molecular function: protein binding.